Molecule: messenger RNA, 785 nt
Organism: Drosophila bipectinata
Lineage: Eukaryota; Metazoa; Arthropoda; Insecta; Diptera; Drosophilidae
Gene: Trx2
Product: Thioredoxin 2
Cellular component (GO): cytosol
Molecular function (GO): protein-disulfide reductase activity
Source: RefSeq, a predicted model, not a curated record
GUCGGCAUUUAUUCGUUACCUGAUUCUAUCACGAGCUGGUUGCCUGAACGCGACGAGUUCCCUCAGUGCAAAAUUAAAUAACUUUUUUAGACUUCUACCGGUGUGCUUACCCCAUUCAUCCAUCAACCAUGGUGUACCAAGUAAAAGACAAGGCUGAUCUCGACUCCCAGCUGACCAAGGCCGGCAGCAAGCUGGUGGUGCUGGACUUCUUCGCCACCUGGUGUGGACCCUGCAAGAUGAUCUCCCCCAAACUGGGAGAGCUGUCCACGCAGUACGCCGACAACAUUGUUGUCAUCAAGGUCGAUGUGGACGAGUGCGAGGACAUCGCCAUGGAAUACAACGUCUCCAGCAUGCCCACCUUCGUGUUCAUCAAGAACGGCGUCAAGGUCGAGGAGUUCGCCGGCGCCAAUGCCACGCGUGUGGAGGAUGUCAUCAAGGCCAACAUCUAAGCCCGAUCGAUCCACCGAUACGAGUUCUCUUUAUACCAUUUAUUUAAUUAUUCCAUAAGUGCAGGGUUUGCUCUUUCCAACAAAAAUCUGUUACUCGAAGCUGCAGUGCAGCUCGCGAAGCUAUGGAUAAGUUUGCAACAAAAGUGAGAAAAUAAGUGGCUUUUAACAAUAAAUAUUUUGCUUAAUUAACAAACACUCAAAAAAAAACACAAACACACAAGUGAAGAUUGUUCAUUUUUGUAUUGAAACCUUUAAUAAACGCAAAUGUAAGCAGUUGUCCAAGAGUAAACUCAAAAAUAAAUCUAAAACACACGUUUCGUAUGUAAAACAUUGUAA